UUGCGCAAUACUGCGUACAUGUCGUUGAACUAAAAUAUUAAAUCAAUAUCCAUGGAUUAAAUUGGCUCAUUUGGAAUACAGAGAAAAUGGGAUCAGUUUUCAAGUCAAGGAGCUGAUACCAACAACGAUGGUCAAGAGAUGACAAGACAAGAAAUGAAGUUUCCUGUGGUAGCCUCUAUUGAUUUCGGAACUUGUUUUACUGGAUAUACGUUUAAAAUCAGGGACAAUGACGACGCAAAGCCGAGCUACGCAAACGAACUUGAAAAGAAACACGAGCUGACAUGUAUUUUGUUCGAUGCUGACAAUAACUGAUAGUUAUGGCAAGGACGCUUUGCAAAAAUACACCAGGCUGUCACCAGCUGAAAGAGAUAAAGUUUAUUUCUACAGAAACUUUAAAACUUCGCUGACCGUCGAAGGUAAACAUCUAAAAUUGGCAGACACAGCUUCGAGACAUGCCAUCGAUCCAUUGUGCGUGUUCAAGGGGGCUCUCGAUUAUUUGAAAAGGUGCGUAAUAAAACGAGUCAAUGAAGUCAUUUCAAACCCCGGUGCUGGUGCACCAAUUAUUGAGGGCGAUGUUAUGUGGGUGAUAACUUUCCCAACGGCAUGGAAUGAUUCUUAUAGAGCUUUUAUGAGGGAAUCGGCGAUGAAUGCAGGAAUGAACGUCAACAACAUACGGCUAGUUACCGAACCGGAAGCUGCCUCAAUGUACAUCCGCGAUAUGUGUAUUCAAACUAAGGGCAAUAAGAAUAUUACGCCCCUGGAACCUGGCGCAAAAUAUUUCCUUGUUGACAUCGGCGCAGGAACGGUUGACCUUUGUGUGCACGAGGUUCUCAAAAAGGGAAACUUGAUGGAGCUUUAUCCAGCGGCUGGGGCGCAUUUCGGAGGAUCCAAUGUUAAUUUCCAGUUCGAGGAGCUUCUUAAAGAACUGUUUGGAAACGAGUGCAUUCAAAUGAUGAAAAGGAAUAAAAUGUUUAAAUACUUCAAUUUACUGCAAGAAUUUGAAGAUAAAAAGCGACAGUUUGACCCGUCGGCGAAAGACGUUGUAUUGAGUGUAGAGUUUGUUGUUCAAGAGUUUGAAGAGCAUUCCACAGAAUCUAUGAACGAGCGAAUUUCCUCCGGAAAGUUUCACAAUAAGCUUAAAUACGAGAAAGAUACGGGGUUAGUUAUUUCCGGUGAAUUGAUGAAAGAUCUUUUUGGAAAACCGCUAGAAAAUAUUAUCUCGUUCAUUGAAGAAAAACAUGCCGAAUGUUCUGCCAACAACAUACGUGUGGAGAUGCUUCUCUUGACAGGUGGUUUUUCAGAUUCCGGCUACGCUAGAGGCAAGAUUAUUAAAGCGAUGGAAAAGCGAAAUGUUAAAGUCGUUCACUUUCAAGACGCUAAAUGCUCAGUUAUGUUUGGAGCGCUGAAGAUGGGGAUUUCACCUCAAUCCGUCAUAAAGAGGCGUUCGAGAUAUACAUACGGAUUCUACAAAAAGAUACCGUUCAAUGAGAAAAUCCAUCCGCAAGAAUUGAAAUGCGACCAUGAAGGAAUCCCACAAUGUGAUCGAGUAUUUCACAAACUGAUUGAAAAGGGACAAAUUAUUAGUUAUGGUCAGGUGUUUUCGAGAAAAUCGAAAGCGGACUACAACAAAGAGAAACACAAAACGAGAUUAACAUCUCUUUGGAAGUCUGAUAAAGCGGAUCCAAAGUACUGCACAAAGGAGGAACAAUGCAGCGUUGUUGCAACCAUUGAAAUACCACCUCCUAGGAGCGGGUGGCCCAGUGUUUUGCAUCAUGAACAACAACUGAUUGUAUUGGAAAAUGAAUUUCAGUUGAAAUUUGUCAACAAGAUUACCGGACAAGAGCAUGAAAUGCUUGUCAACUAUGUAUAUUAGUCAUAAGCAUUUUGUGUGUAAAAGUCGACGAGUAGGAAGUCUACAAGUAAUAAACAGUGUAUGUGAACAUGUCAACGACUAUAAAGCAUGAUGUGAGCUAUGUUUAAGAGUCAUAUUCAGUGUGUUUAAACAUGUCAACAAGAAUGAAGCAUGUUGAUGUGAACUCUGUCUACGAUUCAUAAGCAGUUUAUAUGUGUGAAAAUAUCUACGAGCAUAAGAAGCAUCGUGUGUGUGAACUAUUUCUAAGAGAUGCAUUUUGUGUGUGUAAUUUAUCAUCUAUUCAUAACCAUUACGAUGAGAAAAAGGUCCAAGAGUCAAAAGCAUUUUGGUGUGAACUGUAAGCACUUUGUUUUAAACUAUUGUUUUAGAUAUUAAGCACGUUGAUUUGAAAUUUAUGAGCGUAGCAUAAUAACGAGUGACUUUUCGUGCGUUAAUUACAUGUACUGUCAGCAGUGUGGAUUAUUUCAAUUUUUUUUCCCAUCUUAUUCUUACAAAUUGUCGAAUGUUUCUUGUAUUCUCUUGAAUAUAUCUUACAGUUUGAAUAAAGAUGUAAACUUCUUUA
Mya arenaria is the source of this 2435-nucleotide messenger RNA. RefSeq names its product heat shock 70 kDa protein 12A-like. The record is from RefSeq and is a predicted model, not a curated record. The coding region runs from base 296 to 1873 and encodes 525 amino acids. The transcript has a single exon. Lineage: Eukaryota; Metazoa; Mollusca; Bivalvia; Myida; Myidae. Gene Ontology annotation, molecular function: ATP-dependent protein folding chaperone; ATP binding.